Messenger RNA from Pestalotiopsis fici W106-1, 603 nucleotides. RefSeq lists its product as uncharacterized. The transcript has a single exon. NCBI's taxonomy places the organism in Eukaryota, Fungi, Ascomycota, Sordariomycetes, Amphisphaeriales, Sporocadaceae. The record is from RefSeq and is a predicted model, not a curated record. The coding region runs from base 1 to 603 and encodes 200 amino acids.
AUGACUUUUCACUUGCCGGAGAUGGACAGCCACAAGGCCACCCUCACAUGUGGACUGCUAGGUGUCCUGUCUACCACUGUCUUUUUCAGCAUGAACACGACCAUAAAUUACCUUACGAUUCCGACUGUAUUCCUGGGUCAUCCGCCACUGCAUAGCUCGGAAGCCUCAGCAUCGGGCUUCCUAGUCCGUUCCACCGAGAAGCCGGCCAGUGCCGUGAGCCACCUCAACAGACAAUGGCAGGAGAUAUACUGGCGUGGGCACCGCGUCGGUCCCGGGUCGGCCAUAUUCAGCGGGAUUGCACUCGGCGCUGCCUCCUUCUUCAGCUCCCAUGGCCAGGCCAUAAAACCUGGCCGCUGGCUGCUGUUUGCUGCCGCUGGAGCCAUUGCCAUGUCCGCCUACCCUUACACGGUGUUCGCCAUGGUGCCGACCAACGACGAGCUGCACCGCCGGGGCGACGCCAUCACGGAGGGUCUCGCGGAGAAGAAGGAUUUUGAUGAGGGCGAGACAGCAGCGCUGCUCGCCAAGUGGGUGCGCCUGAGCAAAGUCAGAGCAAGCCUGGCAUUGAUUGCAACGGCGUUUGGGGUUGCUGGUCUGUUGUGGUGA